AUGGAUGAAAUCUUGAGCAUGUCUUUAGGAGGCAUCCCUUUAGAAGAGCUAAGGCAUGUUCCUUCAUAUUGUGUUCAGGACAUAGAUAUUAAAUUAAUCCCAACUGGUCCUAAAAAAAUUUUUAGUUUUGAAAAUGAUUUUUCAACAUGA
Molecule: messenger RNA, 150 nt
Organism: Cetraspora pellucida
Lineage: Eukaryota; Fungi; Glomeromycota; Glomeromycetes; Diversisporales; Gigasporaceae
Source: the annotation of a GenBank genome assembly